AUGAAGCAGGGAAACAAACCUUCUAAGCCAUUAACUAUUAUCUAUCAUUUCAAAUCAUCAUUUAUACCUUCAUCCCAUUCUCUCACUGAGGACUAUUCGCUCGCAUACAGCAUGGAUAACCACGAGUCUGACUCUGUAGUGCUUAUCGAGCACCCUAUCCCGUCGGUCGUGAGAAUUAUUCUGAAUCGGCCCAAGUCCUUGAACGCCUUAAAUGCCCCUUUACUAUCAUCUUUUGUUGAAGCACUUCGAACCAAUGCCAGUGCCCGCAUAAUCAUUCUCGAGGGACGAGGCGACCGGUCAUUCUGUGCUGGCGAAGACCUCAAACAGUCUCUGGCACCAGGAACAGGCUCGGCGGAAGAGCUGAAACAGGCUUUUGACCAGUUGCAAGAUAUUACUCGUCUGACAUCAUCCUCUAAGUCCAUCGUCAUUUCUGCUGUACAGGGCUUCGCCAUCGGCGGCGGUGCCGAGAUCGCGCUAGCAGCAGACUUCGUUGUCGGUGGACCCAAAGCCAAGUUUCGCUUUCCGGAAGUCUCACUUGGCCAUGCUGUUACAGGAGGCAUCACCCUUCGUCUACCACAUCUGGUCGGGCUGUUGAAGGCCAAGGAAUUCCUCCUCACUGGCCGUUGGGUGAGUGCCGACGAAGCCCUUAAGCUCGGGCUCCUAACAGAGAUUAGCCCUGACCCUAAAGGGCGAGCACUGGAGCUUGCUGCGCAGCUCUCUGAGCUUCCAAGCGUUUCAUUGUCAUCAUCUAAAACAUCCUUAGAGAGGACACUUUUUGAUAACAUGGAAUCAUGCUUGCAGGAUGAAGUGAACGUCGCAAGUCACUGCUUUGCCCAGAAAGAUGCAGCCUUGGGUUAUGCCAACUUUGCAGCUCGGAAGGUGGCCACAGCACCACCAGGUCAUGAUACCAGCAGUGUCAAAACGGGCAUGAUAAGAGACCUUAACACGGCACUAGCCGACUCUGUUGCAAGAUUUCCGAAACGACCAUUUUUUCGCUUUGCUGGUCAAGACGUCACGUUUCAACAGUUCGACACGGCAGUGGGAGCACUUGCUGGGGGAUUAAAAAGGAUUGGUAUCACGUCAGGCGAUAGAGUUCUCGUCAUGAUGAAAAAUAGUGUGGAAAUGGCCUAUUCGUGGAUGGCUGUUAAUCGACUUGGGGCAAUUUGGGUACCAAUCAAUCCUGAGUUUAAGUCUGUCACACUCAAGGGUGUGAUCAGAUCCGCUCAGCCCAAGAUGGCCAUCGUCGAUGAAGCACUGUUGCCUGAAUUCCAACAGGCUGGCGUGGUUGACGACGGGUCUAUAUAUGUUAACAACGCAGAUGGAAGUGGUACUCAGAGUUUAUCCAAUCUGAUGAAGUCGGCUCCAUCGGUUACAGAACCAGUGAGUGUCACUCCGGCUACAACAUCGGCAUUUCUAUACACCAGCGGCACCACUGGGAAGUCGAAACCCUGUGUUUUGUCACAUGAGUACUUUCUUCUCCAGGCCAAGGCGCUGAUCGGGAGUUGCGAAUUGCGCGAUACCGAUGUACUUUACUGCCCAUUCCCCUUGUUCCAUUUGGAUGCCACAGCCUUGACCAUCAUCCCUGCCCUCUUGCUCGGCGCCGUUGCUGCAUUGUCGGUGAGAUUCAGUGCCAGUAAAUUCUGGGACGAGAUCCGAGCUACGGAGGCUACCAUAUAUAACUACAUGGGAGCUACCUUGGCAAUUACAUACAAGCAACCGCCCAACGAAAGAGACCGCGACCAUAAGGUUCGUCUUGCUUGGGGUGUACCUCUGCCAAACUUCGCGCAAGAGUAUGAGAAAAGGUUCGGCCAUCCAUUAAUCACACUGUACGGAAGCGUCGAACCCGGUAUACCUGUUUUCCAACAACUUGGGGUCCCUUCCCCUCAAGGAUCCUGUGGGCGUGCGCGGAAAGUAUACCAACUACACAUCGUCAACGACAACGGUGACGAGGCUCCAGUUAACAAUCCCGGCCACCUUCUGAUUCGUAGUAGCCAUCCCAACGCCAUGCUGAAGGAGUACUUUGGCGAUCCCACAUACACAGCUGCAGCAUUUAAAAAUCUCUGGCUACACACGGGUGAUCUAGCCAAGGUGGAUGAACAUGGCAAUGUGUACUUUCUUGGCCGAUGCAAAGAUGUCAUACGCCGACGUGGCGAGAAUGUCAACGCUAGUGAAGUCGAGGAUGAGUUCUCUUGUCAUCCAGAUGUUGUCAUUGCAGCAGCAUAUGGCGUGCCAUCACAGCUAGGCCCGGGUACAGAGGACGAUCUCAAGUUGGCUGUACAACUCCUUCCAGGAAGUGCAGUGACGGAGGAAGAGCUCUGGCAAUGGUCGGUUACACGCGUAGCUCGAUUUCAGGUGCCGAGCGUGAUAGAGAUUGUACAGAAUAUUGAAAGGACACCGACAGGAAAAGUAGAAAAAGGGGCGAUGCCUUUAGUAGGCGGGAAACGGUUUGAUAUAAGACUAUCUAGAUAA
Molecule: messenger RNA, 2469 nt
Organism: Fusarium mangiferae
Lineage: Eukaryota; Fungi; Ascomycota; Sordariomycetes; Hypocreales; Nectriaceae
Exons: 1
Coding region: 1-2469 (822 amino acids)
Biological process (GO): fatty acid metabolic process
Molecular function (GO): medium-chain fatty acid-CoA ligase activity
Source: RefSeq, a predicted model, not a curated record